AUGCCGAAAAGUCAUCACUUCACUCGAUUGCUUAUUGAUCAUUCGCACGAAGUCACAUUGCAUGGAGGUGUGUCACUCACGUUAGCACAUUUACGUCAUCAAUAUUGGUUGGUCAGCGGCCGACAAACCGUUGCAUCUCGUCUACGGAAAUGUGUGACAUGUUUUCGAAGCAAACCUGAAGUAUCGAGUCAAUUGAUGGGAAAUUUGCCAUAUCAUCGAGUCAAUCCACCGACGAGACCGUUUGUAGCGACGGGUGUUGAUUACACCGGUGCCAUCGAACUGAAAUCAUCAAAGUAUCGCGGAAACACUACAUACAAAGGAUACAUUGUGGUGUUCAUUUGCCUUGCGACGAAAGCAGUCCAUUUGGAAGCAGUGACAGGUAUGUCAACCGAACAUUUUCUUUGUGCAUUACAUCGAUUUAUCGGUCGCAGAGGUCUGUGCCAACACAUGUUCAGCGACAACGGCACCAAUUUCAUUGGGGCAGACAAUGCGCUCAAUGCCAAAUCAAUUGAAACAGAUAUCGUACCAAAGCUCGCUGAAAGAGGCAUUCAAUGGCAUUUCAAUCCGCCUCAUUCACCCAAUUUCGGUGGUUUGUGGGAAGCCAACGUUAAGUCAACGAAGUACCACUUGAAGCGCAUCAUCGAAGGCACACGAUUAACAUACGAAGAAUUGUCAACCGUAUUAGUACGUAUCGAAUCAUGUCUCAAUUCGAGACCAUUAUGCCCACUCACAUCUGACAUCGACGACUUGGAUGUGCUAACGCCUGGCCAUUUUUUGAUCGGGGAAUCGUUGCUUGCGCCACCACCCGAGCAACCCACAAUCAAGGUGUCACUCAGCAACAACUACAUCGCUCUGCAACGCAUGAUCCAACAGUUUUGGUCGCGAUGGUCUUCCGAUUGGCUGUCAUAUUUGCAAAAUCGACCGAAGUGGCAUCAAACACAGCCAAACUUGAAACUCAAUGAGCUCGUAUUAAUCAAGGAUGAUCGAUUGCCACCAAACGAAUGGCUGCUUGGACGAGUCAUCGAAUUGCACCCUGGCGCCGAUCAGUUGGUGCGAGUAGCGACCGUACGCACAAAGAAUGGAAAUUACAAACGACCCAUCUCGAAGCUCUGUCGUCUCCCGAUCUGUGAAGAGGAAACCGGCUCAAGUUCAUCGCCGCAAUAG
Messenger RNA from Sitodiplosis mosellana (orange wheat blossom midge), 1164 nucleotides. RefSeq lists its product as uncharacterized. The coding region runs from base 1 to 1164 and encodes 387 amino acids. NCBI's taxonomy places the organism in Eukaryota, Metazoa, Arthropoda, Insecta, Diptera, Cecidomyiidae. The transcript has a single exon. Gene Ontology annotation, molecular function: nucleic acid binding. The record is from RefSeq and is a predicted model, not a curated record. Gene Ontology annotation, biological process: DNA integration.